This is a messenger RNA of Annulohypoxylon maeteangense, 2648 nucleotides long. Its product is annotated as carbohydrate-binding module family 1 protein. Gene Ontology annotation, cellular component: extracellular region. Gene Ontology annotation, biological process: carbohydrate metabolic process. The record is from RefSeq and is a predicted model, not a curated record. NCBI's taxonomy places the organism in Eukaryota, Fungi, Ascomycota, Sordariomycetes, Xylariales, Hypoxylaceae. The coding region runs from base 1 to 2544 and encodes 847 amino acids. Gene Ontology annotation, molecular function: oxidoreductase activity, acting on CH-OH group of donors; flavin adenine dinucleotide binding; cellulose binding. The transcript has 12 exons.
AUGGCUCAUUUCGGAUCUCUAGUAAAAGCACUGUUGCUUCUAGUAGUCUUAAAUGCCCAGAAGUGUCUCUGCCAGAAUAGCACCCCGACCGCAUAUACGGACAGUGCCACCGGCAUAACCUUUGACACGUGGAUAGUUCCGGAUAAAGCAAACGGCGCUGUCAGUGGCUCUAUCGUAGGUGGCUACACUUUCGGCGUUGCGCUUCCCGAGAAUGCCUUAACCACAAAUGCGAAUGAGCUCAUAGGAUAUCUGAAAUGCGGUUCGAAUGGCACGACGACAAAUGCCUGGUGUGGCAUAUCAUUCGGAGGCACGAUGACGAACAGCCUGCUUCUCAUGGCCUGGCCAUACGAAGAUCAAGUAUUGACGUCGUUCCGUUUUGCCACUGGAUACAGCGCUCCGGCUGUUUACACUGGCAAUGCUACGUUGACUCAGAUAUCUUCAACCAUCGAUGAGAACCACUUCAGUGUCAUCUUUAGAUGUCAAAACUGUUUCUCCUGGGAUCAAGACGGGGCGACGGGUUCUGCAUCGACCAGUAGCGGCACUUUAUUGCUAGGCUGGGCUAGCUCACUCAAGGCUCCAACGAACCCAGCCUGCCCAGCUGAUAUCGCCCUUCAAUUCCACAGCAAUGGCGACAGCUUAUAUAACGCCAACUUAGACUCGGCUGCUGCUAAUCCAUCCUAUACCGAAUGGGUUUCCAAAGCCACUGCUACCGUGACUGGUAGCUGCGGGACAACAACACCUACGACCACUACAUCUGUAAGCACAACUACUACUACUAGCGCUACAGGCGUUCCCGUUCCAACGGCUACUUACGAUUAUAUCGUAGUUGGUGCAGGAGCUGGCGGGAUCCCGCUAGCCGAUAAAUUGAGCGAGGCCGGAAAUAGUGUCUUGCUCAUUGAAAAGGGGCCCCCAUCCUCCGGCCGAUGGGGCGGGUCAUUGAAGCCAGAGUGGUUGGAUGGUACGAACUUGACUCGAUUCGACGUUCCUGGUCUAUGUAACCAAAUAUGGGUUGACUCGACAGGUAUUGCUUGCACCGAUACGGAUCAGAUGGCAGGAUGUGUGCUGGGUGGCGGAACGGCCGUCAACGCAGGCUUAUGGUGGAAGCCGUACUCUUUGGACUGGGAUUAUAACUUUCCUACUGGAUGGAAAUCAGCAGAUAUGGCUGCUGCGACGUCGCGAGUAUUCUCUCGCAUUCCGGGAACAUACGCUCCGUCAAUGGACGGGAAAAUGUAUUAUCAACAAGGCUUUGAGGUUCUUAGCGGUGGUUUGAAGACUGCAGGGUGGGCUGAGGUUACUGCGAAUGACGUACCUGAUGAAAAGAAUCAUACCUACUCUCACACACCCUUCAUGUUUUCUGGUGGUGAAAGGGGCGGUCCUAUGGCUACUUACCUAGUGUCAGCCAAUGGACGUACAAACUUCCAUUUAUGGACGAAUACGUCAGUAAAGAGAGUCGUCCGAACCGGUGGUCAUAUCACUGGUAUAGAGGUUGAACCGUUCCUAGAGGGUGGGUAUGCAGGCACCGUCAAUGUCACAUCAGUUACGGGUAGAGUCAUCCUAUCUGCUGGGACUUUUGGAUCGGCCAAGAUCCUGCUGAGAAGUGGAAUUGGUCCGGCCGAUCAAUUGGCUGUUGUCCAGUCGUCAGCUGAUGGACCAUCAAUGAUCUCGAAUACCUCUUGGAUUGAUUUGCCUGUUGGAUACAACUUGGAAGAUCAUACAAAUACCGACACUGUCAUCACGCAUCCCGACGUGGUCUUCUACGAUUACUAUGGAGCCUGGGACAACCCCAAUACAACAGAUAAGGAUCAAUACAUCAAUUCUCGGUCGGGUAUGUUCGCCCAAGCGGCUCCAAAUAUUGGGCCAAUGUUCUGGGACGAAAUCACAGGCGAUGAUGGAAUUGUCCGUCAACUCCAAUGGACUGCUAGGGUUGAGGGAAGCGAUGGCACACCCAGUGGAACCGCUAUGACCAUGAGCCAGUAUCUUGGACGCGGUGCCACAUCGAGGGGUCGAAUGACGAUCACGAAAGCAUUGAACACCGUUGUCUCCACACUGCCAUACCUGCGCGAUGAGAACGAUGUUCAAGCAGUUAUUCAGGGGAUAAAAAACCUUCAAUCGGCCCUCUCUAAUGUCCGGAAUCUGACUUGGACAUACCCGUCUGCUAAUACGACAGUCGAAGACUUCGUUAAUGAUAUGCUCGUUUCGUACACCAACCGACGUUCGAACCAUUGGAUUGGAACUAAUAAGCUAGGAAGCGAUGAUGGUCGAGCGAACGGCUCGGCUGUAGUAGAUCUCGACACGAGGGUCUAUGGGACGGACAACUUGUUCGUCGUCGACGCUAGUAUCUUCCCUGGCCACAUUACCACCAAUCCUUCAGCAUAUAUCGUCAUCGCGGCUGAACACGCAUCAGAGAGGAUUCUUAGCUUGUCUUUGUCUCAGGCGCAAUCACAGUCGGCUCAAUGUGGGGGGCUUAAUUGGACGGGUAGCUUCCAGUGCACAGCGCCUUACACUUGCACGUAUCAAAACGCUACUUAUUCACAGUGCCUUUAAACUGUACAUAUACCUCGUAAGAUGGGAAAUUCCAGUACAUAUAUCUCUCCAUAUCGAAAUCAAACGAUGUAAAUAGUAUCAGAUGAUUGGUAUCGCUCUCAUGG